Molecule: messenger RNA, 1485 nt
Organism: Fomitiporia mediterranea MF3/22
Lineage: Eukaryota; Fungi; Basidiomycota; Agaricomycetes; Hymenochaetales; Hymenochaetaceae
Product: MFS general substrate transporter
Exons: 10
Coding region: 1-1485 (494 amino acids)
Biological process (GO): transmembrane transport
Cellular component (GO): fungal-type vacuole membrane
Molecular function (GO): transmembrane transporter activity
Source: RefSeq, a predicted model, not a curated record
AUGCCCGAACUUUUGACAGAAUUCGAGCAGGCUAUUCAUACGCCCUUACCCCCUUCAGUUUCAUCCCUCAACAUCAGUGAAGUGGAAGUGUCACCAGCUGAGGAUGAGUUUGAACUGCAGGACCUCAGCCUGAUCGAGUUUAGGACUACCUCAUCUAUCGAGAGUCUUCCGCAACGAAAUGUUUCGGAGCUCGCUCCCACGGAUGGAGGAUACAAGGCCUGGUCAUUCUUAGCGGCGUCAUUCGUGGUUGAGGCCGUAGUAUGGGCCUUCCCUACUUCCUUCGGUGUAUUGCUCAGUGCAUACCUGCAUGAUGCCAAACUCGCAUCGCAAUCAAAAGCAUCAGAGAUUCUUCCCCUGGUAGGAACGUUUUCUUCUGGUAUUAUGUAUUGUUCAGGUAGCACAUUCAUUUAUCCCUUCUUACAUCGCUACCCGAAGCAACGGCGCACUUGCGUUUACGCUGGUCUACUGUUAUGCUUUGCCAGCCUGUUUGGUGCUAGCUAUGCAACGAAGGUCCGAGAUCUGUUGAUACUACAAGGUCUGCUCUAUGCAAUUGGAGGGUCCCUACUCUACGCUCCAUGUAUUUCGUACAUGUCAGAAUGGUUUGUACGGAAACGCGGACUUGCUAAUGGAAUUAUGUUUGCCGGGACCGCAGUUGGAGGUUUAUUCCUGCCACUAAUCAUGCCACUCCUAGUGAAUUCAUAUGGACCAUCGAAAACUUUAAGGAUUCUCUCCGUUGCUGUACUUGUAUUGAUCCUACCUGGAACUCCGUUCCUUCGACCACGACUCCCGGAGACCCGUGUAUACGGCCCUGGAUCUCGUUCAGAAGCCGGGGAUGAGGGAUUCCGGAAAUGGAUGCUGAACCCUUCAUUUAUGCUGUGUGUGCUUGCCAACAUGUUGCAAGGCUUCGCAUAUUUCCUUCCUAUCCUCUGGCUCCCAACUUUCGCAUCCGAGCUGCGUCUAAGUGAUACUCAAUCAUCAGUAGCAGUAGCAUUAUUAAAUGGUGCAUCUGUUCUAAGCCGUGUUGGGAUGGGUACCCUAGCGGACAGUGUCAACCCAUGGGUUAUAGCUCUGAUAACAACUUUUCUUACCUCCUUCGCGACGUUUGUUCUUUGGGGUAUUUUAUCGAGUAGCUUUGCUGGAGUACUUGCCUUUGGGAUUACAUAUGGAGCUUUGGCUGGAGGCUGGUCGAGUCUCUUCACGGGGUUCAUUCAGCCGAUCGCAAAGGAGAAUCCAGCGCUGACCACGACUCUAUUCGGCGUUUUUCUGCUGACACGUGGUAUAGGGAAUAUCCUGUCCACGCCGAUAUCCACGGCUCUGUCGGACAUAAGUGCUAUGUCUGCAGCUACAGGAGAAUCAGUAGGCAACGGCCGUUAUGCUAAGAUGAUUGUAUAUGUUGGGACAUGUUUCGCUGGAGCAGGGGUUAUUGCGGUUUUCGGCUUGGGAGUGGACGUCUACGGAAGACGAAGAAGUGCAAGAAUGAGGUAA